CAGCAGGAGACGGAGAUGGAGCCGGAGGCGCCCGGCGCGCGGUGCCCGGGCGAUGGCGAGUGCGCGGUUCCGGCUCCCCGCGGCGCUGCCGUGCCCGCGCGCACCCGGCUCCGCGCCUUCCUGUGGUGCCGCGAGUUCCUGGCCGGCUCCUGGAAGCUGAUCGCGCCCGAGGAGUUCGGCAUCAGCCCGGUCAGCGGGGGGCUCAGCAACCUGCUGUACAAGUGCAGCCUCCCGGACCACGUCCUGAGCCUGGGCGACGAGCCUCGGCAGGUGCUGCUGCGCGUCUACGGGGCCAUCCUGCAGGGCGUGGACUCGCUGGUUCUGGAGAGCGUGAUGUUUGCCAUCCUGGCAGAGCGGGCACUGGGGCCACGGCUGUACGGGGUCUUUCCGCAGGGGCGCCUGGAGCAGUACAUUCCGAGCCGGCGUCUGUGCACGGAGGACCUGCAGGACCCCGACAUCUCCAGGGAGAUCGCGAUGAAGAUGUCCCGCUUCCACGGCAUGGUGAUGCCCUUCAACAAGGAGGCCAAGUGGCUGUUUGGGACCAUGGAACGGUACCUGAAGCAGAUUGCCGAGCUCACCUUCCCCCAGGAAGCCCAGCGGAAGAAGUUCAACCAGCUCAAAGCCUAUAACCUGCAGCAGGAAAUGGGGAGCCUCAGGGAGCUGCUGGAGUCCACACCCUCCCCUGUGGUCUUCUGCCACAAUGACGUGCAGGAAGGGAACAUCCUGCUGCUGGCUGGGCGAGAGUCACAUCCCACUGACAAGCUGAUGCUGAUUGACUUUGAAUACAGCAGCUACAACUACAGGGGCUUUGACAUCGGCAAUCACUUCUGUGAGUGGGUGUACGACUACACCCACGACACGUGGCCCUACUACCAGGCCUCCAUGGAGAACUACCCCACGCGCCAGCAGCAGCUGCACUUCAUCCGGCACUACCUGUGGGAGGACUCGGGGCGGCGCGGGGACACCUCGCACGAGGAGCAGGCCCGCAUCGAGGAGGAGAUGCUCACUGAAAUCAGCCGGUUUGCUCUGGCCUCUCACUUCUUUUGGGGCCUCUGGUCCAUCCUGCAGGCGAAGAUCUCCACCAUUGAGUUCGGCUACCUGGAUUACGCGCUGUGCCGUUUUGAGGCCUACUUCCAGCAGAAGGCGCAGUGCCCGUGACCGGCCCAGCUCUGCCUCAGGCCCCCGGGCUCGCCUGCCUCAGGCCCCCGGACUCGCCUGCCUCAGGCCCCCGGGCUCGCCGUGCUGCAGACACGUGGGGCCUGGCCAGAGCAGCGGAGUGGCCCCUCCCUGCCAAGGGGACAGCAGCUGGCAAGGACCCCAAGGGACCAAUGCCCCCAGACCAGCCUCCCUUGCCCCCUGGGGCGGGGGGCUGCCCUGGCUGGCCAGGGAGCGGGGGUGGGGUUUGGGGGUCUCCCUGCAGGCGUUUGGGGGCAGGGCUGGGCUGUCGGGGAGGGAAACGGUUAAUGUUCCGGUUUGGGGAGUGAAGGCGCGUGUGAGGAUCCCCACCCCCUCCAGGGUGGGCUGUGUGGGGCCGGCUCUCCCCACUGUCCAUUGGCGGAUGGUUCUGUGUGGCCGUGGGGGUCCCGCUCACCAGGGCGGCUGCAGCCUCGGCCCCGUCCCCGGAGCAGGAGGGGCUCGGCUCCCCUGGGUUCCCUGCGAGUGCAUUGGGGGCUGUGCGCUGGGAGGUGGGGGCAGGGAGCUGAAUGUGCCACACGUGCAUCUGCCUCUGUCCCUGCGUCUCUGCCUCCCCUGGCCUGCGGCGCUGCCCAGCUCUGCCACCCUCGUGCCCUUCCUGGCUGCCGAUGUAACCGGGGAGCCCCUGGGGCUCAGCCAGCGUGGGCUGCAGGGGGGAGACCUGGGUGCUCUGCCCCUGCCCCCCGCAGGGCCCUUUCUCUGGAGAAGCAGGGGGCGUUAGUAGGGCAGUGCUGGCCUGGCUCCAGCGCCUCUCCCGCUGCUGGGAAUGGGGGGUGGGCUCUAGCGGGGUGUCCCCUGCUCCGGCUGGGGGAGUGCGGGGGGAGCGUGUCCCGCAGCCCUGCCCCAAAGUUCCUCCCUGCCUGGGCCCCGUGGCCGGGGCUCUGCACUCGCUUUCUCUGCCAGUCCCCAGCGCCUGCUGCUGCUGCCCCCUCAGAGCCGAGCCCCGGCAGGGCCCUCCACUGCCCAGCAAUGGACUGUGAGCUCUGCACUCAGACCAAUAAAUGCCUGGCGCUGUC
Messenger RNA from Mauremys reevesii (Reeves's turtle), 2210 nucleotides. It is a transcript of the gene CHKB, whose product is annotated as choline kinase beta. Gene Ontology annotation, biological process: CDP-choline pathway; phosphatidylethanolamine biosynthetic process. Gene Ontology annotation, cellular component: cytoplasm. Lineage: Eukaryota; Metazoa; Chordata; Testudines; Geoemydidae. The record is from RefSeq and is a predicted model, not a curated record. Gene Ontology annotation, molecular function: choline kinase activity; ethanolamine kinase activity.